Kalmanozyma brasiliensis GHG001 is the source of this 4623-nucleotide messenger RNA. Its product is annotated as Tetratricopeptide repeat. The transcript has a single exon. NCBI's taxonomy places the organism in Eukaryota, Fungi, Basidiomycota, Ustilaginomycetes, Ustilaginales. The record is from RefSeq and is a predicted model, not a curated record. The coding region runs from base 1 to 4623 and encodes 1540 amino acids. Gene Ontology annotation, cellular component: Ski complex. Gene Ontology annotation, molecular function: protein binding.
AUGUCAUCAGCAUACGCAAAGCAGAAGCUCAAGCAGUCGCGCGAUGCUUUGGCUAAGAAGGACUGGUUCGCGGCGGCAGAAGCUGCCAACAGCGUGCUCGAGCAGGAGGGCGACAAUUAUAACGCAAACGUCUUCCUCGGUCUCGCCCUGUUGAACCAGGAAAAGUUCGACGAGUCCGAAGCGGCCUACCUCAAAGCCACGCGCGAUCAUCCGACACAGCUGCUGGCGUGGCAGGGACUGCAAAAGUUCUACGACCAGCGCAAGAGCUGGGACAAGCUCCGCGAUGUGCUUUAUAAGCUCAUGGAUCUAUACAACGACGCAGGGGAUGCGACAAAGUGCGCAGAGGCCUUUCAGCGAUUGUUGGCGUUAGAGAGGGAAGAGGGCGGACGCAGGCGCGUCAUCGAUACGCUCUCGCUGCUGCUCCACGACUCCAAGUACCAUGACCUACUAUCGACGCUAGAGGUACCGGACCAGACACAACCGGAAAAGUCGACCACCUUCGAAACACAGAUGGCUAUUCACGUCAAGAGUCUUGAAACGCUACUGGAGCUCAUCGACCUGUCGCAAAAAUGGGAGGCCGACACAAUACAAAAGGAGUCGGACAAGCGCAGAAUGCGUCUCGACGGAGCCAACAAGGGCAAGGAGGCUCUUACGAACCAAGUACGCCUCGAGGUGUACUCGGACUCGCGGCUGCCAGGCCUCUACGAGUCGGUCCUGUCGCAUCCCAAAGCAGAGGACGAGCUUCGCAUCGAAGUCGAGGCCAAAUUGCUCCGUCAUCGCUUCGCUUUGCUCAACUCGUACCCACCGAAGCAGCUGGCAAGAGAAUCAGCUCCUACAGGCACAGCAGCCGUCGAUCGCAAAGUGCAGGAGAAGCAGGAGCAGGCCGAGCAAGAACAGGAAGAAUCGAAACGCAGUCUGCGGGACGAGAUCCUCAAGCUCGCCAACGGCAUGGUCAUCAUUGGUUUGCCGGACGAACUGGCAUGGGAAAUCGAUCUCGAAUGGACACCCGUCCUCUCACUGGCAGACCUGCGACUGGAACAGGUCCGCAAAUUCAUCAACCUCUUCCCACGAUCAGGCCGCACCAAAGCGUUCCGCUCCUACCUGCUGCUCAUCAAGGACGAGCAGUAUCUGCACGAGAUCAAAGAAGAGGAGAAGCGCGCCGACGUAGAGAUCGAACUACCAAAGUCACAGGACGAUCUGCUCAACCUCGCCAUCGACGGUCUCGAGGAAUGCCCCAAUUCGGUGCUUGCGCAUCGCAUCGCGGCCGCGCUGUAUCUUCUCGAUCGAGACUUCCAGUCCGCAUCCGAAGUGGCGACCUCUGCGCUUCACGUCGUUGAUCGCAUCGAGUCGGACACCGCCGUCGAUCUCGCUCAGUCUCGCAUCGGCAUCAACAAAACCCUCCUGUCAGCUCUGACGCACCUCCAUCCACCACAGCACCACGCCAGAGCCUCUCGUCUAGUCGACAGCGCCCUCGAAGCAGACCCCUCCGACAUCGACACUCUUCUUGCAAAAGCAUACAUCGAGCAGGCUGCCUUCCGCUGGGACUCGGCGCGCACCCUCUUCGAGCGCGUCCGAACCAUCUCCGCCACCCAAGACCCCGCCUCGUACAAGAAUCGCGUCGAACGCAUUCUCUCGCUCAGCACCGAUCCUUCCCAAGAAGCAAGGAUUGAAACCGCCUGGUGCGACGUCAACACCAACAACCUCGAGUCCGCCAAAACAGAGAUGGAAGCCAUCCUCUCCCGCAUCGAUCCGAUCUCGUACGAGGGUGCCACGGCGGAGCUGCGCGCCAAGCUGUGGUGGCGACUCGGCCGAUGUCUCUGGCUGAUGGGUGGAGAGUAUCGGUCCGACCCCGCGCAUGCUUUCACGGCGUUCAUUACGGCGCUCAAGCGCAACCCGGCGUUCGCGCCGGCAUACACGUCGCUCGGGUUCUACUACGAAGACGUGCUCCAACCGGCCGAUCUGGUGCGCUCGAGCAAGUGCUUCCAAAAAGCGUUCGAGCUGGACGCGCGAGAGGACGAGGCGGCGCGACGGCUCGCGGUGGGUUUUGCCGAGGAGCAAGAGUGGGACUUGGUCGAAGUGGUUGCGCGUCGAACGAUCGAGGGUGAAGGUGGUGCGGACGCUAUUGGUGGUGGGACGUCUGCAGCGGUGCAUGCUUCAAGAAGGCAUCUGUCGCGCAACGCAUGGGCCUGGAAAGCCAUCGGCAACGUCGAGGUCGCCAAGAAGCGGUUCGAGGAGGCGAUUUUGGCGUUUCAGAUUGCGUUGCGUGCCGAGCCGAAAGAUCAGGUCUCGUGGCAGAGGCUCGGUCAGGCGUACGCGUUGGCGGGGAGACAUGUCGCUGCGCUAAAGUGCUUUGCCAAGUGUCUCGAGCUGGUUCAGGCUGCGGGUGAUGCAGAGGACGACGGCUGGCAGGCCAAAUACAGCAUCGGCGACGUGCAUCUCGAGCUAGGUAACUUCGGCACUGCCAUUGACACUUUCAGCGAGAUCCUCGCCAGCCAUCCGGACGAACUCGGCGUCAGGGUGGCGUUGAGCAACGCAUUCCUCCUCUCAUCCCGUCAGGAGCUGGUUACGGGCUACACGGAGCGCGCGGAGAUCUCGGCGAUCAGCGCGAUCCGCGAAGCAGCACACGCACUGCUCACGCACGACAAGCACCUCCGUUCGGCAUGGAAGGUCGUCGCAGACGCCGUGUUCCAUCUGUCCAAAUUCGGUAGUCUUCAUCGAUCCACCGCGCUACUGUCAUCCGAUGGAGGCGGGGAGCUCUCUCCCCUGCUCAAGCUGGCCAACGAUCUGGAGACGGAUGCAAAGCUCCCCUCGAUCAGCGUCGUCACCUACCCCAAGCUCUCCCUCCCCUCCGCCGACGUGACGCCGUUCACCAUUCUCCAACUCAGCGUGUGGCUAUACAAGCUGCGGGUAGUGCUCAACGCGUCCGACGAUGCAGUGGCGGGCAGCGCAUGGGCCGACCUCUCCGUCGCCCUCUACCGACUCUCCCUUUCGCUCCUCGAUCCUUCCAACCACACUCAUCUCACCGCACCUGCAUUGGCACCGCUAGUGGACCACGCAAAGUCCACCAGCGACGCAGCGCGCCUCAGCGCAAUCGGCUGCAUCAAGCAAGCCCUACGCCACACUCCCGGUGACGAAUCCUACUGGCUCCUGUUGGGCAAUCUCACCUUCACCUCCUCCGCCAGUCUCGCGCAGCACUGCUUCAUCCGCGCCAUCGAAUCCACACCCAAAAGUCCGAUCGGCUGGACGCAUCUCGGUUUGCUCUAUCUGCAUCACGGGGACGCAGAGUUGGCGAAUGAGAGCUUUAUAAAAGCCCAAACGGCUGAUCCGGAAUACGGGGCUGCGUGGGUGGGGCAGGCGUUGGUUGCGCGUCACUUUGGGGACGUCAAGAUGAGCAGAGGGUUGUUGGAGCAUGCUGUUUCGCUAACCGAUGGAAGUUUGAGCGAGGCCGGCCUAGCGCUGGGCCAGGCGGUGCUAGCCGAGCUUGGGGUAGGGGAAACCACCCUGAGUGGAGCGAGCUUCGCUCUGGGGAGAUGCGUGGAGGGUGCACCAGGGGAUGCGAGCGUGCUGCACCUCAGUGCGAUGUUGUGCGAACGACUGGGGCAGACGGAUCUGGCCAGCGAGCGGGUGGAAUUGGCAGCGAGGGUGUUGGAGGAGAGGUAUGAGAAGACGGAGGUGAUGGAGGUGGCACAGCAGUAUGCGGUGGCGGAGGGCAAUUUGGGGCGGAUUCGACUGGGGAGGGGCGAUUGCGAGGGGGCCAAGGGGGCGUUUGAGGCGGCGAUCGGGCUGUUGGAUGGCGAGAUGGAUGGCGAUGGGGGAUUGGCACCCGAGGCGGUAAGGGCGGCGAAGAUGGGUGCGCAGCUUGGGCUGGCGCUUGCACACCACUUCACCGGCCAGCCCGAUGCGGCGCUGGCGAGCGUGCGGGAGGCACUCGACACGGCAACCGGCAGCGCUGCGGAACUGGACCUCACGCUGCACCUUGCCAAGCUGCUGUUCGCCAACUCAGGCACGGGGGCGGUGGAGGAGGUGAAAGAAGCCCUGUUCGCCAACAUUCAGGGGAAGACAGUGCACGUGCCGUCCAUUCUGGCGCUUGCCGUUCUUGGCCUUGCCAGUGGCGAUGCGGAUCUGCUAGAUGCCGCGCAGUCGGAGUUGGAGUCGCUGCAACAGAGCGGAGACGCGGGCGGGGAGGUGGAUAGUGUCGUGCGGCUGUUGGUCGCGAUCAAGACGCUCGGCGGGGGCGCAGGCGGCGUGGAGGCGCUGGAGCUCAUCCACGGGACCAUCCAGAGCGCGAUCGGAAGAAGGGACAGUCCACGCUCAGUGUUCAAUCUCCACCUCGCGUACCUCAGCCACGCCCUACACGUCGUCGAGAAGGAAGGAAAGGAGGUGUUGGAGGAGGAGAGGAAGGGUCAGGUGCUGGCAUACGCGAAUUUGACCCAGGACCUCUUUGACACGUACGCAGGUGCUUGGCCGGAGGUCGAGAAGGGUAGAGCGAGGUUGGGCGUCCUGCUGGCGAGGAUGAGAGGCGUGUUCGGGGAUGAGAUGGGUGGUGACGGGAAGAGGAAGGGUGGGGCAUUGGUCGAGCUGGCCAUUGUGGACGCGCCGUGGGUGCUCAUGGCUAGCGCGUAA